UGUCGUUUCGUUCGGUUGUCGUCAGUCAACGGUACCGCAUCCGCAUCCGUAUCUGCAGUCGCAAACGCAGACGCUUUUGAAUCCGAACCCGAAUCGGAAACGGUAUUUCAACCAGAAUCGUAUUCCUCGGAUUCCAUUAGACGCGCGUACGUGGUAUUGUUUGCGUUGGCCAAAUAGCUAAAAAUAGUAUUUUCGAUUGGCAAAUGGUUUAGUGGCAAAUGGUUGUUGUAAAUCAACUGCUGUGAGUGCUUUAUCCCUCUCUAUUGCCCAUCCAUGCCAUUUAUGCAGCUCCGCUGCCCACCGGAGGAGCUGCUGGUUUUGUGACGGCGACUGUGUGUCUGCCGCGUGGUCCCCUAAUUUAGUUAUGUUGCAAAAACGGAGAACGGCAGAGGGAAACAUGAAAAUCCGUUGUUAUGUUGUCUCGCUGCUCUAUUUAUAAAUUGAUUUGCUGAUUCCUGCCGACAUCUGACGCCCCAUCCAGCAGCCAGACAUUGCCACGGGAAGCGUAAAUAAAAGCCCAUCGCAAUUAAACAUUGAGCGAUUGCGAAAGCAAACAAAACAUGAACCUGAAUAUACAGUAAUGAUACAAAAUAUUUGUACGCUAUAAAUAAUUGAGAAUUCUUAAUUGAAAAGCUAAACAGCGGUAAAAAAAGUGGCACCAAACUACCAGCAAAAUGGCAUACCACCUCGAAGCUAUUUCUUCGUUUCUGUAUGUGGGUCUUGGGUGCCUCAUUGCCUCGUCGGUGGCACUAAGUACUGAUACUGGAAGUGAAGGCAACGCCGGUAACGUAGGUGGCUCAACACUAAAUAAUGUCAUCAGCGAAGAUCCCGAGUUCACGGAUGUGAUCGAGAAUAUUACUGUGCCCGCGGGGCGUAACGUAAAAUUGGCUUGCUCAGUCAAGAACCUGGGAUCCUAUAAGGUCGCGUGGAUGCACUUCGAGCAGUCGGCCAUUCUCACAGUUCACAACCACGUGAUAACGCGUAAUCCGAGGAUUAGUGUCACCCACGAUAAGCACGACAAGCACCGCACCUGGUUCCUGCAUAUCAACAAUGUCCAGGAGGAGGACAGGGGCCGAUACAUGUGCCAAAUCAAUACGGUCACGGCCAAGACCCAGUAUGGAUUUGUCAAAGUAGUGGUGCCGCCCAAUAUAGACGACGCCCUGACCUCCAGUGACAUCAUCGUGCGCGAGGGCGAUAACGUUACGCUGCGCUGCAAGGCGAAAGGUAGUCCGGAGCCGACCAUCAAGUGGAAACGCGAUGACGGCAAUAAAAUCGUUGUCAACAAGACGCUCGAGGUGCACGACUUGGAGACGGACUCCCUGGAGCUGGAGCGGAUUUCGCGAUUGCACAUGGGCGCCUAUCUGUGCAUCGCCUCGAAUGGAGUGCCGCCCAGUGUGUCCAAGCGCAUCAAAGUCAGCGUGGACUUUUCGCCAAUGGUCUGGAUACCACAUCAGUUGGUGGGCAUUCCCAUUGGAUUCAACAUCACCCUGGAGUGCUUCAUCGAGGCGAAUCCGACAUCACUUAACUAUUGGACGCGGGAAAACGAUCAAAUGAUCACUGAGUCAUCAAAGUACAAUACCGAAACCAUACCCGGCCAUCCGUCGUACAAGGCGACCAUGCGGCUCACGAUUACCAACGUUCAGAGCAGCGAUUACGGCAACUACAAGUGCGUCGCCAAAAAUCCUCGGGGCGACAUGGACGGCAACAUAAAGCUCUACAUGUCCAGUCCGCCGACAACACAACCGCCACCCACAACCACAACGCUGCGGCGGACGACAACAACCGCGGCGGAAAUCGCGCUGGACGGCUACAUCAACACGCCGCUGAAUGGCAUUGGCAUUGUGGGCGAAGGACCCACAAAUUCGGUGAUUGCGUCCGGCAAAUCGAGCAUUAAAUACCUAUCGAAUCUGAACGAGAUUGACAAGUCGAAGCAGAAGCUGACGGGCAGCAGCCCCAAGGGAUUCGACUGGUCCAAGGGCAAGAGCAGUGGGAGUCAUGGCAUCCUAGUGGCAUCCACUUGGCCCCUCACCUGCUGCAUCCUCGCGCUCCUCGCGCUGCUGGCGAGGCACUCUUGUGGUUGAGAAUUAUGAGCGAUUUCCAUUUUCCAUUUUAAUAAAGUGCCAUUACAAACUGUCGAAUUGAAAGGUGUACGAUGCCGAUGCAUACGAUUAGCCAUAACAACAGUGUAAUUAAUUAAGCGAAUUGCUAUUCGCAAACGUUAACGAAUUCAGGCUUUGGUUUUCCCCUAAACUCCCCCUCUGCAGCCCAUUAAUAUUUGAUUGCGUUCGGUGCCGAAAACCACAGCAUGUUAUUAGGCAAACAAAGGUACCAAAUUAAUGAACCUCGCAUAUUUGUUUACAACUCGUUCGGCAGCACUCUUAAAUAUUUUCUACACAUUCGGUUGGUUCAAAACUACUAUCAGUUUACAUCUAUCGGCGAGGGUAUGCGACAUAAUGUUGCAAAAAGCAUUUCAGCAGAGCCAAAGCAAAGCAAAAGCAAAAUACAUAAAUCCCGGUUAGUUAGAAAUAAAACCAAUUAAUUUACAUAAACAAGUGGAAAAAAUAUACCCUUCAAACGAUGCCAAAUUGUUAAAAAAAGCGCACUCACCUGCAAGCAAACUGUAAAUAAACGCGUAUAUGCAUGGAUAAAACCCAAAUGCAAUUGUAAAUUAUGUACUCGUUAUAGGCAUUAGAAAUGGAUGUUCAUUUGUACGAGAGUAGGCAUCAAACCAUUUAAAAACUAGAUACUUGACAGGAAAAAGAAAGGCUUAAAUACUCUAAAGAAACCAGGCACCUAAAAUGCAUUAAUCAAAAACCAUUAACCUAAAUAAGUAAAUAAGCAAAUAUGAGAUACGAAUAUUCACGAUUGAAGCGACAACUGUUGAUACAUAAUUUAGUUAGCUGAUCAGUUUUAAUAAGGGUUUACAUUUGAGAAAUAAUCGAGUUGCCAUAAAGCCAAAUCCAAAUAUGUAAGUUCUAAACUACUCAUACAGAAAUAUAUAUAUAUUUAAAUACCUACAUAUAUCAUAGGCCUUAGUUUGUGUUUCUUAACGAUAAGAGUGAUAAUGUAUAUUUAUUAACUUGCUCCCCGAGCGGAACAAACAGGCACUGCGAAAGAAACAAAUAAAAUAUCUAUGU
This is a messenger RNA of Drosophila santomea, 3137 nucleotides long. It is a transcript of the gene DIP-epsilon, whose product is annotated as neurotrimin. The record is from RefSeq and is a predicted model, not a curated record. NCBI's taxonomy places the organism in Eukaryota, Metazoa, Arthropoda, Insecta, Diptera, Drosophilidae. Bases 675 to 2081 code for a protein of 468 amino acids. Gene Ontology annotation, cellular component: neuron projection. The transcript has 10 exons.